Messenger RNA from Scedosporium apiospermum, 864 nucleotides. RefSeq lists its product as uncharacterized. Gene Ontology annotation, cellular component: nucleus. The record is from RefSeq and is a predicted model, not a curated record. The transcript is spliced from 2 exons. The coding region runs from base 1 to 864 and encodes 287 amino acids. Gene Ontology annotation, biological process: intracellular iron ion homeostasis; positive regulation of transcription by RNA polymerase II; intracellular copper ion homeostasis. Lineage: Eukaryota; Fungi; Ascomycota; Sordariomycetes; Microascales; Microascaceae. Gene Ontology annotation, molecular function: copper ion binding; RNA polymerase II cis-regulatory region sequence-specific DNA binding; DNA-binding transcription factor activity, RNA polymerase II-specific.
AUGAUCGUCGACGGCGAGAAAUUUGCUUGCGAAGCAUGCAUUCGUGGCCAUCGUACGGCCCAGUGCCAGCAUACGGACUCAGAGAGCUGUCUCUGCUUCCGGGAUAAACCUUGUACAUGCGCCUACAAGACCAAAUCCCCAGAAGAUGAUGCGAUGUCGGAAAAGAGAUCUAGAGGGAGAAGCACACCUCUAUCUGAGUCUCGCGAAUCUCCUGGAAAGGGCGGAGAACUGACCCCUCUUACGCCCUCAACAGCAUUCAGUGACACUGGGCAAACUCCACGGAGUAUCGCGGUCGGCAAUCCCCAAGGACCAUUGGCGCAAAGCGUCCGAGAACUAGAUAGCCUGGCUAUGGCAAACCCGUUGGGGAUGCUGGAUAAUACUCCUACAACUGAGGGCCUCCCUACCCCGAGCCCGCCCGUCGACGACGCUUGGAUGAAGCUUUGGAGUCUUUUUCCUGACCUGAGCGAGAGCUUCAUCUCACCCGAGUUGCAGAUCCCAGAUGGCUCCUUGCCAGUCCUUGAUCCCUCCACCUUGCCCGACACUUUUGCCGUGCCUGAGGGAGUGAAGCAUGAUGAACCUCCCGGGCUGCUGAGUGCGGCUCCAGCCCCGUUAAGCGCCCGCGGGGUAUCGGGUGAAGCCUACAACGAUCUCGUCGAAUAUACAACGGUCUUCGACUUCCCUUCUUUUGGACAAUCAUCUCUCUCAAACACCACCCAAUCGGGUGCUGCAGAUAUCCCAUUAGUGGAGGGACUUGUUAGGGACGAGAAUGAUCAGGAAACCCAAGUUAAUGAUGCAUCUAAUCUCGACGCAGAGGCCAUAAUGCAGCAGAUAUUUGCUUCGAGUUACGGAACCAAUCCCAUGUAG